This is a messenger RNA of Perognathus longimembris pacificus (Pacific pocket mouse), 4830 nucleotides long. It is a transcript of the gene Rnf216, whose product is annotated as ring finger protein 216. The transcript has 17 exons. Gene Ontology annotation, molecular function: zinc ion binding. The record is from RefSeq and is a predicted model, not a curated record. Bases 473 to 3250 code for a protein of 925 amino acids. NCBI's taxonomy places the organism in Eukaryota, Metazoa, Chordata, Mammalia, Rodentia, Heteromyidae.
GCACCCAGGCCCCAGAGUUCAAGCCCUAGGACCAAGAAAAAGAAAAAGCAUAAGAUUUCUUCCCCAUUUGACUGCUUGGUACUUGUAACAAAACUCCUUAUUAUGAUGGCAUUUACCAUACACAAAGUGGUUUCUCACACUUAGUCAUCAACUAACUUCACAAGGUAAGAAGACAGCUUACAUUUCAGUGGGAGUAGUAGCCACAAUGUCUUACUUGCUGUGUGCCAGGCACUUUGCUAGGGAAUUAUGCAACAUAAUUAUUUUUAAGCAACUAUGUUAUUCUUGUUUUAUAGGUGAGGGAACUAGGUUCCGAAGAUUAAACGACUUACCCAAAGGUACUGAUAUAUUAAGCAGUGAGGCCACGAUCCAGACUGAGGCCAUCUGAUCUGAAGUCCAGAUGGUCAUCAUGUCGCAAUACUAAGAAUCACAUAUAUGUGUGUGUGUGUAUGUAUAUCUAUGACUGCAUUUGAAAAUGGCAGAGGGAAACAAUAAUGAAGAGGUAAUUCACUUGAACAACUUUCACUGCCACCGGAGACAAGACUGGAUCAGUCUCAGAGAUGGGCCUAUCACCAUAUCUGACUCUUCUGAUGAAGAAGGGAUUCCAAUGCUGGUCACCCCAGCUCCUCAGCAACAUGAAGAAGAGGACCUGGAUGAUGAUGUCAUCCUGACAGAAAGAAAUAGAUCUCAGGCAUCCCGAUCCAAUCUCAUCAAACCAGCUGCCCAGUGGCAAGAUCUGAAAAGAUUAAGAGAAGAAAUGCCUAAAAAGUCUAGAACAGCAUGUGAAUCAGAUAACAGCUAUUUUUCAUUAUGUAACAACUCAUUGUUUAAUUCUGGGACACAGGAUGAUUCUGAAGAUGACUAUGGUGAAUUUCUGGAUCUUGAGCCUCCUGAAGUCUCCAAAUUUACCAAGGCAAAUGGCCACAGAGAAAGAGAACCCAAACCUGGACCAAGUCAUAACCAAGUAGCAAAUGACAUCAUCAACCCUAGAUCAAAACAGAAAGUCAUUAUAUUCGAAGAAAAUACCCUUCAUUUCCCUAAAGAUGAUCAUUUGGAAAUUCAGAAUCCAUCAUCUGAUGACUCGGAGUCAGAAUUCUUACAAAAUCUAGGAGAAUCAGCUGCCUCAGUAGAUGAUCAGGCCAUCGAAGACUACUGGAUAGGCCAUCCUUACUUCCAAGCUUUUAACCAACCUCCCCUGGAGAUAACAAACCAGGUUGUUCCACAGGAUCGGCACCCUAAAACAGAGCUGGGCCCCUUGUUUCAGCAUGAUCUUCCAGAGCCACCUUUUCCAAUGCCAGUUUUUCCAAGACCAGAGCCCCAACAGGACGGCAUUCCAGGCCCUGAUUCUCCUCGGCCUGCCCAUUCUCUUGAAGGGCUUGAAGACCAACAGUUAGCAAUUGACAAUGAAGAGCCAGGACCAGCCUUUCCUCUACAAGAAUCUCAGGAGGCCAAUUUGGAAAACCUCUGGGGGCAAGAACCUGUUGAAGUUGACCAAGAACUCAUUGCACUAUUAGUGAAAGAAACAGAAGCAAGAUUUCCAGAUGUAGCAAAUGGGUAUAUUGAAGAGAUAAUUCACUCGAAGAAUUACUAUGAUUUAAAUGUACUUUGCAAUUUUCUUCUGGAAAAUCCAGAUUAUCCAAAGAGAGAAGAUAGAAUCAUUAUCAACCCCAGCAGUAGUCUGCUCGCCAGCCAAGAUGAUAUAAAGCUGCCUAAGGUAGACUUCUUUGACUUUGCCACAUUGACUCCUCUUGACCAACGCUGCUUCAUCCAAGCUGCUGACCUCCUGAUGGCUGAUUUCAAGAUGCUCAGCAGUCAAGACAUCAAGUGGGCCCUGCACGAGCUCAAAGGACACUAUGCAAUAACCCGAAAGGCCUUUUCUGAUGCCAUUAAAAAAUGGCAGGAACUUUCACCAGAAACUAGUGGAAAAAGGAAAAAGAGGAAAGAAAUGAAUCAGUAUUCCUACAUAGAUUUCAGAUUUGAACAAGGUGACAUAAAAAUAGAAAAGCGGAUGUUCUUUCUGGAAAAUAAGCGGCGACAUUGUAGGUCCUAUGACCAGAGGGCCCUUCUUCCAGCUGUGCAGCAAGAGCAAGAAUUCUAUGAGCAGAAAAUCAAAGAAAUGGCAGAGCAUGAAGACUUUUUGCUUGCCCUGCAGAUGAAUGAAGAACAAUAUCAAAAGGAUGGCCAGCUAAUUGAGUGCCGCUGCUGCUAUGGAGAAUUUCCAUUUGAGGAGCUGACACAGUGUGCUGAUGCUCAUUUAUUCUGCAAAGAGUGUCUCAUCAGAUAUGCCCAGGAGGCAGUCUUCGGAUCUGGAAAGUCAGAUCUCAGCUGCAUGGAAGGCAGCUGCACGUGUUCAUUCCCAACCAGUGAACUGGAGAAAGUGCUUCCCCAGACCAUCCUGUAUAAAUACUAUGAGAGAAAGGCUGAAGAAGAAGUUGCUGCUGCUUAUGCUGAUGAGCUUGUCAGGUGCCCCUCCUGCAGCUUUCCUGCUUUGUUGGACAGUGAUGUGAAGAGAUUCAGCUGUCCUAACCCUCGCUGCCGGAAGGAGACCUGUAGGAAGUGUCAGGGACUCUGGAAAGAACACAAUGGCCUCACCUGUGAAGAGCUGGCUGAAAAGGAUGACAUCAAGUACCGAACAUCUAUUGAAGAAAAAAUGACUGCUGCCCGCAUUAGAAAAUGCCACAAGUGUGGGACUGGCCUCAUCAAGUCUGAAGGCUGCAACCGUAUGUCCUGCCGCUGUGGUGCCCAAAUGUGCUACCUCUGUCGGGUAUCUAUAAAUGGAUAUGACCAUUUCUGCCAGCAUCCUCGCUCACCAGGAGCCCCUUGCCAGGAGUGCUCACGAUGCUCCCUCUGGACUGAUCCCACUGAAGACGACGAGAAGCUAAUUGAGGAAAUACAGAAGGAGGCUGAGGAAGAGCAGAGGAGGAAGAAUGGAGAGAGCACCUACAAGCGCAUCGGGCCCCCUCUGGAGAAGCCCCCUGAGAAGGUGCAGCGGAUGGAAGCCCUCCCUCGGCCUGUCCCUCAGAAUCUUCAUCCCCCACACAUGCCACCCUAUGCCUUUGUGCACCCACCCUUCCCCCUGCCUCCUGUGCGGCCCGUGUUCAACAACUUCCCACUUAACCUGGGCCCCGUCCCUGCGCCCUACGUGCCCCCACUGCCCAACGUGCGGGUCAACUUCGACUUUGGCCCCAUGCAUGUGCCGCUGGAGCACAACCUGCCCAUGCACUUUGGCCCCCAGCCAAGGAGGCGCUUCUGACAGGGCCCAUUGGCCCGCCCAGUCUGCACGGGACAGUGGGACACGGGACCUCAUGCUGCCCUGCCUUCUCAUUUGAGAGGUGGUUCCUUGGGCCCCCUUGAAGGAGGGCUCAUCCUCCUCCCGUGCAUUUCUCAGGAAGGACUACUGUCCUGGAAGGCUCAUGCCCUCUGGGUGCCUAUGAGGGGACCAACCUGGCUCUUCGUGGGUCAGAGUGUAGGGCAGCAAACCUCCUAGUUUUGCCAAGUGUUUGUACCUUUUCGCAUUCUUUGAACUGACAGUUUCUCCUCAAUCUCUGCAAACUACACUGAUGGUGGGUCUCCCACACCAGGCUCCUGUUGAGGCUGGAUGGUCCUGAUACCUGGACCAAACGGGGUUCUUUCUUGUAGCGGUCACAGGUCCCCUGGGCUGCCCUAUCACUGGGGAGAUUUCACUGCCACCAUGCAGAUGACAGCUUUUCUUUCUCCAUAGGUAUUCUGGAGGGUUUCUUCCCUAGGGAUACAGAUGCCUCGAGAAGUUUCCUCUGUUCUGGCAGCCCUCCUGUGCACCUGCCCACGUUUUUCUUAGUGAUUUAGUAGUAGGUUGUGGCUGGGGUAAAGAUAAUUGCCCCCUGCCGUCUAGUGAGAGUCAGCUCUGGGCCUGUGCUGGGUCCCCACCGUGAUGCCAGCCCAGGUCUUUGGACAGUGAAGGUGUCACUCCACCCUGUUUGCCAAGUGGAGGCCCACGGCUUUCCACUGCUGAGCUGAGACCCAGCCUGGCAGAGGCCUCAUCUUGGCCAUAGCUGUGGGAAGUUGAAAGCACCAACCUCAGACAGGGAGACAACUGCCAUAUUUGGGGUAUACACAGGUACUGUCACCCACUGCCAUAUGCUUCUCAGAUGUCUUUCAGGGAUUCAAGCAGGAGAAAAGGUCACCAGAUAUGGGGGGGACACAAUGAUGGUAAGCUGUGCUACUAUCCUGAAUGACAGUGCCUUGGAAAGGCGGGCCACACACCUCUGUGACAAGACCCCCUAAGUACCUUAAGUAGUAGCAAACUCUUGUUCUCUGCCCCUCCCCUGAAAGCAGAGGGCAGCAGUGAGCCUGAAGAUGGAAGGUGACACCAGACAUAACAUCAUACUGGGGGGCUGAGACCAGAUGAGGGACCCUGCUUGACCAUGCCCAGCAUGUGGCAUUGAAACUCUAGCACAGGAAGAGGUGCUCUGUCCUUCAAGAACGUCUAGCCAUCUGGCCACACAUUUAUGGGAGAGGAACUGCUUCCCAUUGGUGUCCUGUUGGCAUCUCAGGGGCAGUUGGCACUUCACCCUGGGCCCAGGCUGCUCCUGGGGCAUGGCUGCCCAGGCACUGUCCCAAUUUAUUUGCCUUAAAACUGGAGAGUGGGUCUAGUGUUUGCACUUAGCUGAAGGUUUCGAGCUGAAGAAGAUGAGCAUGACUGUCACUUCGUAUGAUUAAGUAGUUCCUUAAACAUUUUACUUUGCUGUAUGGUAGUGGAAAUAGAUGGAGUAAAAUCUGUUUAAACUACUGUAUGUAAAAAGCCUGUAUCAUAUGUAACUUGGACUUUUUGUAAAUAAAUGUUUGUGUACUCUC